GUGUGCAGACAGUGGCUGAAUCAGGUUCACAAAGAGAGAGACUAUAUGGGCCUGUGCUGAUGCACUAUGUUAUGUCUGAUAGACUGACGUUUCAUUGUGCUGAACUCAGGGAAAGAGAGAGCAACGUACUGUGAGACAAUACAGCUACGGAGAACACCGCGGAUUUGGACGGUCAGAACUGAGGUGCUUUUUGGAGAUCCAAAAAGGUCUGCAUGGGUACUGAGAACACAUCAGGGCUCCUACCAACCUCUCUACUUCCUAAAGGCCCAUUUCCCUACCGGGUUCCACCCAAACCCCAGCCCAGAAGGGAUCGAUGGCACUGGGCCACAGACACUGUAACUGUCCUGAACAGGAACACCUGUACAGGUGAAGCAGGGGACCAUGGUCAGGAGAAGGGACAACUGACCAGGAACAAGUCCAUACCACCUCUCAUCAAUAGCCAGGGGGACUCUAUUUCGUCUGAAGUUAUGACCUCUGGCUCUUCCAGGAUACAAUCUACAUCUUCAACGACACCAGCAGAGGAACAGUGGGCUUCCAUCGGAUUCACACCUGUUCCAAAGCCUCGUCUCAGUGACGGACCAACACCUGCAGAGGCACAAUGGACUUCCAUUGGAUUCACACCUGUUCCAAAGCCUCGUCUCAGAGUCGGACCAACACCUGCAGAGGCACAAUGGACUUCCAUUGGAUUCACACCUGUUCCAAAGCCUCGUCUCAGAGUCGGACCAACACUUAACCCACACAGCAGAGACUCAGGUCUGGCAGCAGGACAUAUGGAGAAGCCCUUAUGCUUACGUACCAACCCCGUCCAAAGACUUCCUCCCCCUAACAAGCCCCUCCCAACUUUAAAAAGAAACACUAUUGUUCAGAGAGUGGUCCACAUGAACACUGAGAACAGAAGCAGUGGAUCCAUGGUUGUCGUUGACACUGAGGGCUCAGGAGUGGAUUUGCAUUAUACACAGCUUCCAAGAGGCAGCCGGGAGAGGCUGAACACCGCUGUGACAGACAAGCUGAAAGCAAACUGCAGAGAGAAAAACGGUUUAUUAGAAACCUUGUGGCAGGAACGCAAACUGGUGCAAGAGAGCGGAAUACUGCCGUACCUCAACAAGCAAGAGCUGCUGCUACAGGAGAGUAUGUAUGAGGUGGUGACGACAGAGCAGUCCUACCUGGAGAGGCUGGGUGUCGCUGUGAACCAUUUCAUGAAGUCAUCUACCCUGCGUCUAGCCCUGUCACCCAGAGACCACAAGUCCCUUUUCUCUAGUAUUGCCAAGAUCAGGGAGAUUAGCCAGAACUUUCUAGACGUAAUGAGGGAGGAGCUAGAGUCUAACCUGCUAUGUGACAUGUUGUGUGAUGUCAUCCAUCGCCACACCAGCAGCCACUUCGGGGCCUAUGUGGGCUACAUCCGUAACAUGCCUUACCAGGAACAGACCAUGCACAACCUGGGGAGGGAGAACCCCCAGAUCAUGGAAAUAUUAAGGGAGCUACAAGACGACCAACGCUGUUAUCGUCUGCCCCUGAAGUCCUUCCUGGUCCUUCCCUUUCAGAGGAUCACACGACUCAAGAUCCUCAUAGAGAACAUUUUGAAGAGUACAGAGCGGGGGUCAGAGAGGCAGAUGUCUGCAGAGAAAGCACUGAGAGCACUCAUAAAGGUAGUUGAGGCCUGCAAUAGGGAGGUGGGGAGGAUGAAGAUGAUGGAGGAAAUCGUUCACAUCGCCAACAAAACUGAGUUUGAAUGCAAGGCCCUGCCCCUGGUGUCUUCCUCUCGCUGGCUUGUCAGACAGGGGCAACUAGCUCAGCUGUCAGAGAAAGAAAACAUCUUUGGUCACCGGAAACUCUGUCACAUCUACCUUUUCCUCUUCAAUGACCUACUGCUGGUGACCACUAGGAAAGGCAUGGAUCGGUUUGUGGUGCGGGAUCAUGUCCACCGUUCCCUGAUAGAGGUGAGUGAAGGACUGGAGGAGAAGGAGGAUUUGGUGUGUGCUUCAUGGGAGAGGAUGUUCUGCCUUGCUCUGCUGAAGAACCAGAGGGGAACAACAUCUCAGUUCCUGCUGCAGGCCUCCACACAUGCAGAGAAGAUAACCUGGAUGGAGGUGUUGAGUCAUCGAGUGGACGGGAUGGAAGGAAUCUAUGAAGAAUGGGACUGUCCUCAGGUACGAUGCACUGAGGUCUACGUAGCACAGCAGCCAGGGGAACUGAGUGUACAGUUGGGUGAUACCAUCAACGUCAUACAGAAAACUGCUGAUGGUUUCCUAGAGGGCAGGAGACUUGUGGACGGUGAGCGGGGCUGGUUCCCGGAUUACUGUGCGGUGCAGGUCACCAAUGAGUACGUCCAGAGAAAACACCUCAGGCAGCGCUACCAUGUUUUACAGACUGCCAACCGCAUCCUGAACAGACGGCACACUGUUCCCCAGGCAACUGCCUGCUUCAGAUAGAAAGGUCUUUCUGAACGAGGUCUGCAUCGCAAAUGGCACCCUAUCUAUCCCUUAUAUCAGGGCGUUCACAAUAAUUAGACGGUUGAUAAACUGAAUUAGGUUAGUUUCAAAUGGGGUUGGAGUGAAAACCCACAGGAGGGUAGCUCUCCAGGAACAGGGUUUGAGAGCCCUGGUGUAAACCUACAGGAGGGUAGAUCUCCAGGAACAGGGUUUGAGAGCCCUGGUGUAAACCUACAGGAGGGUAGCUCUCCAGGAACAGGGUUCGGGAGCCCUGCAUGAUGCACUUCUUCUGAUCAGGGCCAAUAGGGCUCUGGUCAAAAGUAGUGCACUAUAUAGGGAAAAGGUUGCCAUUUGGGAUGCAGAGGAGAUAUAACCAGUCACACUCUUGAUGUAUUUCAGUCAGUUGAUAAUGUUCAGCUUUUAAUUUACUCUGAACCUGAGUGUUUAUUCUUACUAUGUUUCUUAUUCUGUUUAUACACAUUUUAUUUCAUUGAAAUGACAUAUGACAGAAUAUCAUUAUAACUUACUGCAAUUUAAUUCUUUAUGAAAAUAAACUACAACGUAUGAAAUUGA
This is a messenger RNA of Oncorhynchus tshawytscha (Chinook salmon), 3002 nucleotides long. Its product is annotated as ephexin-1. Gene Ontology annotation, molecular function: guanyl-nucleotide exchange factor activity; protein binding. The coding region runs from base 213 to 2429 and encodes 738 amino acids. The transcript has 13 exons. Lineage: Eukaryota; Metazoa; Chordata; Actinopteri; Salmoniformes; Salmonidae. Gene Ontology annotation, biological process: activation of GTPase activity. The record is from RefSeq and is a predicted model, not a curated record.